Messenger RNA from Pelmatolapia mariae (spotted tilapia), 1301 nucleotides. It is a transcript of the gene lpar2a, whose product is annotated as lysophosphatidic acid receptor 2a. Gene Ontology annotation, biological process: regulation of metabolic process; adenylate cyclase-activating G protein-coupled receptor signaling pathway. Lineage: Eukaryota; Metazoa; Chordata; Actinopteri; Cichliformes; Cichlidae. The transcript is spliced from 4 exons. Gene Ontology annotation, cellular component: cytoplasm; plasma membrane. Bases 132 to 1187 code for a protein of 351 amino acids. The record is from RefSeq and is a predicted model, not a curated record. Gene Ontology annotation, molecular function: lysophosphatidic acid receptor activity.
AAUGUGCGGUCGCCUGAACACUUAACAGUGAAAAUAACCAGAGGGUCUCCUGUUUUCCUUUCAAAUGGCACCCAACACCCUCUGUUUCAUGUCGGACCUGUCUUGAUGGAGGACACGCUAAGACGGACGGUAUGGCCACAGAGAGUAUUGUGGAGAAUACCUGUUACUACAACGAGAAUGUCACCUUCUUCUACAGAGUGGUGAAUAAGACGAUCAGUACAGGAUGGAAUACACGGGACUAUGUUGUCAUUGGACUGGGCUUGACAGUAUGUGUUAUUGUACUCCUGGCCAACUUGCUGGUGAUGAUAGCCAUUUUUAUGAACCGCCGCUUUCACUUUCCCAUCUACUAUCUCCUGGGGAACAUGGCUGCAGCAGACCUGUUUGCAGGUAUUGCUUAUACCAACCUGAUGUUGCACACAGGCCCGUGGACUAGAACACUUACCAAGGAGCAGUGGUAUAUCCGCGGCGCUUUGAUUGACAUCAGCUUGACAGCCUCUGUGGCCAACCUCCUUGCUGUUGCUGUGGAGCGACACCAGACCAUCAUCACCAUGCAGCUUCACAGCACUAUGCCAAAGCGGCGUGUGGUGCUGCUGAUAGUAUGCAUCUGGGCCAUAGGUAUCAUCAUGGGCCUGGUGCCGACAUUUUGGAACUGUGAGUGUGAUCUUAAGGACUGCUCCACCCUUGCGCCGCUCUACAGCCGCCGCUUCCUUAUCUUCUGGGCAGUCCUCAACCUGCUCACUUUCUUCAUUAUGGUGGCCGUGUAUACUCGAAUCUUUAUCUAUGUGAAGAACCAAAGUAAGAACACGUCUCAACAAGUCACAGAGAUCCGACAGCAGACUGUUGUCAACCUGAUGAAGACGAUAUCCAUGGUCCUGGGUGCCUUUGUAAUUUGCUGGACGCCUGGCCUCGUGACUCUCUUACUGGAUGGACUGUUGGGUAAAGAGAGUCAUGCCAACCGCUAUGAGAAAUACUGUUUGUUCAUAGCUGAGUGCAACUCUCUGGUCAAUCCUAUCAUCUAUUCCCUACGGGACGACGAGAUGCGGAGGACGUUCAAGUGGAUCCUGUGCUCUCUGUGUCGGAGAGGUGUUCAUCAGCAGAGGCAACUUUCACUAGUCAAGAGGGGCACAUCUCUGCGAGAGGAAAAACUUGGCUCUGGCCUGAAGUCAGAAGCAGAGGCCUUGUGUUAGGACGACAUCAAGAAAGACGACGCCUGGUCAGUGACCAGGUUAUAACGGCAGAUCAAAAAUAAUAUAAGUAAGAUGUAUAGAUCGAUUUAUUCUUCUAGAUAUCAGCCAAAUUCU